Molecule: messenger RNA, 2073 nt
Organism: Megalops cyprinoides (Indo-Pacific tarpon)
Lineage: Eukaryota; Metazoa; Chordata; Actinopteri; Elopiformes; Megalopidae
Gene: aaas
Product: achalasia, adrenocortical insufficiency, alacrimia
Exons: 17
Coding region: 157-1713 (518 amino acids)
Biological process (GO): nucleocytoplasmic transport
Cellular component (GO): nuclear pore
Molecular function (GO): protein binding
Source: RefSeq, a predicted model, not a curated record
CGUCACCGUUGCUCGGUGCGGUACCGACGGCGGCGGGACUUUCACGCUGUGUUUCCCUGUGUGCGGGACGGAAGUGCGGGUCGAGGAGGAGCUCACCCGGGUGACACACCGUUCUGAAAUAACGCUCUGAAUCUCCGGUGUGUUUGUAGUCCUGCGAUGUGCUCCCUGGCGCUGUUCCCACCCCCGCUGCCCGACGGACAGGUGACGCUGUGCGAGUCCAACAACGAGCUCAUCUCCGGCGCCUCGCUGGACAGCCCGCAGAAACAGGAGUGGGACCCCCCUGCGCUGCUGUUUCCUCGCGACGCUCUGAAGUCACACAGUCGGCUGGAGAGCAGCAGCAGAGCAGCUUUCCUACAGCACAGAGACACGCUGUGGAUGAGGAGCGCUGGAGCCUGGCGAGAUGCUGGUCUCUCUGGGUUACUGAAUGAAAUUGCCAGCUCCAGUGAGGGAGAGAUCCCCAGGUGGCUAACUGUAGGUGCUCGUUUCACCCUGGCUCUGCUGCGCUGGGCCUCCUCCUUCCAUGGAUACCUGUUCCCACACCUCACACUAAGCAAUGAGGACAUGGUAGCCGAGUUCUCUCAGGUGCUGGACUGGUCAGACUGUGCGGUUCGGGGCUUUGCCUGGCACCCUCACACAGACAGGUUUGCUGUGGCUCUGCUGGACGACUCCAUCCGAGUCUACAAUGCAAAGAGCUCCAUCACUCCGACGCUGAAACACCGGCUGCAGCAGGGUGUAGCUGCUCUGCAGUGGAAGCCUCUCUGUGCCUCUGCUCUGGCUGUAGCCUGCAGGAGCAGCGUGCUGGUGUGGCAUGUAGACCCCACCUCCCUGUCCACCAGGCCGUCGUCCGGCUGCGCGCAGGUGCUUUCCCACCCAGGCCACGCCCCCGUCACCUCGGUCGCCUGGUCCCCCAGCGGCUCUGUGCUCAUUUCUGCCUCCCCCGUGGACACCGCCAUGAUGGUGUGGGACGUGGCGGCAGAGAGCUGUGUUCCGCUGCAGCGUGUGGGAGGGGGCGGAGUCAGCUUCCUGGCCUGGGCACCGGAUGGGAGCCGCGUGCUGGCGGCCACGCCCUCCUCGCUCUUCAGGGUUUGGGAGACAAGGAUGUGGACAUGUGAGAGGUGGCCCUGUCUGAAAGGUCGCUGUCAGACGGGCUGUUGGAGUCCAGACGGGAGUCGCCUGCUCUUCAGUGUGCAGGGAGAGACAGUCAUUUAUGCGCUGACCUUCCCCGACGCCCCAGGGGAGCCUCGGGGUCGGUCUGGGGGGUCGAAGGCUGCAGCUGUGGUGGCAGAUCUGUCAGAGACGAGCUUCAGCAGCCCGCAGGGAGAGCUCAGAGUUGGUGGGGAGGUGCACUCGCUUGCCUGGGAUCCUCGGGGAGAGCGCCUGGCUGUGCUCCUGAAAGGUGACCCCCCGGCUCGCCCCGCUGUGAUUGCUGUGUUUAAGACCCGUUCCAGCCCCAUCUUUGAGCUUCUGCCCUGUGGUUUUGUUAAAGGUGAGGCAGGUGCUGAGCCCAGGCUGAUACAGUUCCAUCCUCACUUCUCCGGUGGAGCGCUGCUCACGGUGUGCUGGUCUAACGGCCGCAUCUCCCAUGUGCCCUUCUACUUUGUGAGCUCGAGGGGGGUGCGGCUCGGCCAGGCGGGCGGUCCCCCCGCUCCCCCCUCUCUGGGAGGGACGCUGGACGAUGCAGAGAGAUACCUGUACAGCGAGUUGAGCUCAUGAUGCCAGACGUCACGCCCACACGUCAGCCAGCCUCGAACGCCAUCAGUGUGCACAGUUAACAAUAAAAAGCUAUUCUGCCGCAUUUCGCUGUUCUUUUCUGCGUGGUUUUUGCGCAGCAGUGACACUUGCAGGGUGUGACUGUGGUGUGACAUGGUGAAGAGGUGCAUGCUGGGAAACUGGACGCAGGCAGUGAGGGGGGAAUCACCACAGAAGUGAUGAAAUGAGGGAAACACAGAUGUGCCCCUGCUGGCGUUUGUGUAAAAGUCUAAUUUCUGAGAUCGACACUCACUUCCCAGAAUUCCUCUCUGUUGUCGCUGGGGCUCUGUCCCAUUGUAACAUGCCUGAGAAAUAACCGUCAUU